ACUAGCAGGUUGGUGGAUCAUAACCCUGAUUAUAAUAUGUCAUAAUGAACGAUUCCUCUAUCUCGCAAAAUGGAGCGAAAAGAAUAAAUAAAAAUAAAAAAAGAUAGAAAACCGUACAGGCAAUUUUUGCACAUUGCAUACGGCUCCGCAAUGGAAUCUACUCUUCUCUUACAUCAAAGAAAGAGACAAAUAGAUCUAUCAGAUCCAAAUCGUUGGAUGAUCCAUUUACCACCCUUCUCCUCGUAGGAACAAAAAAAUACUAUGAUGGUUCCGUUGCUUUAGAUAAUAUAUUCAUCUCUCUUCUAUGAUUCAGCAAUCCCAAAGUUUCUUUCUGGUCUGAGUCUGAUUAAAUAAGAAAAAUGAUAAGGAAAAUGAUCCCUUUCUUUUCAUGCUUAGAAAUAUUCAGACUCAUGUUGUGUAAGGAAAAGGGGUUGUUUGUGACGCUGAAAUGGACCCCCGAUAAAUAACAUAGGAAUAAGAUCAAAUCGGGACUAACCUUUUGUUUCAUACUACUAUCUCGAUACAUAAUCAUGUUAUGAAGAAGCAAUAAUGAUUUGCUCAUAUCGAACUAAACGUGCCAUGCUAUUAUUACUUAUAUAUUCCAUAUGGCGAAGGCAUAGUCUUAUUUUUUCUUCAAGUCAAAUAAAAACUCAUUGGCGCCGAGCGUGAGGGAAUGCUAGACGUUUGGUAAAUUCUCCUCCGACCAGGAUGAAAGAUCCCAUCGAAGCGGCUAAUCCCAUGCAUAUUGUAUGUACGUCUGGUGGAACAAUUUGCAUAGCAUCAUAAAUAGCUAUUCCCGGUAUUACCCAUCCGCCGGGAGAAUUUAUAAACAAAUAGAGAUCCCUGGUAUUAUCUUCCAUACUGAGAUAUACCAUGAGACCAACAAGUUGAUUCGAGAUCUCGCUAUCAACGCCUUGGCCUAAAAAAAGUAAUCUUUCUCGAUGAAGUCGGUUGAUUAGGAAAAAUUGUAUCCCCGCAGAACCGUACACGCACCUUUCGAUACAUACGGUUCAAAAAAGUUCGAAAAAAAAAUAAUCAAUGUGUCGAUUCCAGACCUAUUCUUUUUGAGUUUAGGCGUUUUCCUGACGAAGGGGUUUAUUUUCAUUUGCAUUUUCCACAAAAAUUAGUUUUGGUUUGCCCUCCUAACCUACAAAAAAGAAUUCACUGAACAUCUUUUUAUUGAUGUAUUCUUUUGAUUGAUGUAUUGUUUCAUCGAGAUCCAAAUCGCGAUGCCAUUUUCUUGUUCCUGAAUGGGCCUCUUCACUUAUUUUAGGUUUAUGCUCUACUCCGGGUAAAGAUUCGCCCGAAUUCCAUUUGCACAUAUAGGACAAAUGACCCCAGUACCACUUAUUUUUUUCUUACGACUUUUUUAUGCCUUCCACCAACCAAGUAUUCGAUGUAUUCAUCACAUUUAUAUUUAUUAGUGGUUUGAGAUCACUCCUAUGGUCUUAUUUCUGAUAGAUGAUAGAAGUUGUAAUCAAUAUUACCCAUUUGGUAUUUUCUGAACGGAGCCUGGAUACUUCAUUUUAUUGUUCCAAGUCAACCAUAGAUUAUUCUAAUUGAUAAGAUAAUAUUUAUCUUUCAAACGAAUUGAUCCAUUUGCACAUUUCACGCUCCGAAUUAUUGAAUUGAUUUGAUGAUUCAAUCAAUCUUUCUUAGGCGAAAGAGAGUAUAUCUCGAUCAGGGGAGAGAACGGGGAAAUCCCAUAUGACCCAAUAUGUCCGACAAGUCGCACUAUAUGUCAACCCAAACUGCAUCUUCCUCUCCAGGACUCCGAAAAGGGACUUUUGGAACACCAAUGGGCAUUACAUUAAAGAAAACGGGGUUAAGUACUAUACUUCACUUUGAUGUGGAAACGUAACAAUGGGUUUAUUGUCCUCAUAAUAUUUUUGUUUAUCAUAUUUUAUACAUAGAUUGGAAGACUCAUGUAGGAAGACAGAAUGAAAAAAAGAAAAUUCUUAGGGACGGAGCGGAUCCUUCGAAUGAUGAACAAGUAUCUAAUGGAUUCACUUAAAAAAAUGGGACCAAUCCCCCCAUUGCGUAUUGGUACUUAUCGGGUAUAAAAUAAAUCUGCUUCUCUUUGUUCCUGCGAACAGAACGGAAUUGUUCCAUUAUUACUAUCACCUGCGGCACGUAAUAAAUGUGAACCCUUGCACCGAGAUAAUCACUGAAUGAGGUCCAUAGCAUAGUCUUUUCCAAUGUGACAAAGUUACAUAGUGUCUAUUUUUCUUUGAUGAAGGGGUAUUUCCAUGGGUUUGCCUUGGUAUCGUGUUCAUACUGUCGUAUUGAAUGAUCCUGGUCGCUUGCUUUCUGUCCAUAUAAUGCAUACAGCUCUAGUUUCUGGUUGGGCCGGUUCUAUGGCUCUAUACGAAUUAGCUGUUUUUGAUCCCUCUGAUCCCGUUCUUGAUCCAAUGUGGCGACAAGGUAUGUUCGUUAUACCCUUCAUGACUCGUUUAGGAAUAACCAAUUCAUGGGGCGGUUGGAGUAUUACAGGAGGAACUGUAACCAAUCCGGGUAUUUGGAGUUACGAAGGUGUUGCCGGGGCACACAUUGUGUUUUCUGGCUUGUGCUUCUUGGCAGCUAUCUGGCAUUGGGUGUAUUGGGAUCUAGAAAUAUUCUGUGAUGAACGUACGGGAAAACCCUCUUUGGAUUUGCCCAAGAUCUUUGGAAUUCAUUUAUUUUUAUCUGGGGUGGCUUGCUUUGGGUUUGGUGCAUUUCAUGUAACAGGUUUGUAUGGCCCUGGAAUAUGGGUGUCUGAUCCUUAUGGGCUAACCGGAAAAGUGCAACCUGUAAGUCCUUCAUGGGGCGCGGAGGGUUUUGAUCCUUUUGUUCCGGGGGGGAUAGCUUCUCAUCAUAUUGCAGCGGGCACCUUGGGAAUAUUAGCGGGUCUAUUCCAUCUUAGUGUUCGCCCGCCCCAACGUCUAUACAAAGCAUUACGUAUGGGCAAUAUUGAAACUGUGCUUUCCAGUAGUAUCGCUGCUGUGUUUUUUGCAGCUUUCGUUGUUGCUGGAACUAUGUGGUAUGGUUCAGCGACUACUCCGAUCGAAUUAUUUGGUCCUACUCGUUAUCAGUGGGAUCAGGGAUAUUUCCAGCAAGAAAUAUAUCGAAGAGUUAACGCCGGGCUAGCUGAAAAUCUGAGUUUAUCGGAAUCUUGGUCUAAAAUUCCCGAUAAACUAGCUUUUUAUGAUUAUAUCGGUAAUAAUCCGGCGAAAGGAGGAUUGUUCAGAGCCGGCUCAAUGGACAACGGGGAUGGAAUAGCUGUUGGGUGGUUAGGACACCCUGUCUUUAGAGAUAAAGAGGGGCAUGAACUUUUUGUACGUCGUAUGCCUACCUUCUUUGAAACAUUUCCGGUAGUUUUGGUAGAUGGAGACGGAAUUGUGAGAGCCGAUGUUCCUUUUAGAAGGGCAGAAUCCAAGUAUAGUGUCGAACAAGUGGGUGUAACUGUUGAGUUCUAUGGUGGUGAACUCGAUGGAGUCAGUUAUAAUGAUCCUGCUACUGUGAAAAAAUAUGCUAGACGUGCCCAAUUGGGUGAAAUUUUUGAAUUGGAUCGCGCUACUUUGAAAUCCGAUGGUGUUUUUCGUAGUAGUCCAAGGGGUUGGUUCACUUUUGGACAUGCUUCGUUUGCUUUGCUUUUCUUUUUCGGCCACAUUUGGCAUGGUGCUAGAACCUUGUUCAGAGAUGUUUUUGCUGGUAUCGACCCAGAUUUAGAUGCUCAAGUGGAAUUUGGAACCUUCCAAAAACUGGGGGAUCCAACUACAAGGAGACAAGUAGUCUGAUACAACAUUUCUUUCAUAUGUCUAGCCUAUGUUUCAUAUAGGGUACUGGAGAAAUAUUAAUUCGAAUCAUCACCUAUUACUCUUGACCUUUACUUGUCUGGGAAAUGAUCCCAAAUGAACAGGUAUGGAAGCUAUAAUUGUAAAACACGAUCGAAUCUAUGGAAGCAUUGGUUUAUACAUUCCUGUUGGUCUCGACUCUGGGGAUAAUAUUUUUUGCUAUCUUUUUUCGAGAACCGCCUAAGGUUCCAAAUAAAAAGAUGAAAUGAUUUUUCAUUAUCUCAAUUGAAAUGAUGACCCUCCGAUGAGGAGGGUCAUCAUUUCAACUAGUCCCCGUGUUCCUCAAAUGGAUCUCUUAGUUGUUGAGAGGGUUGCCCAAAGGCGGUAUAUAAGGCAUACCCCGUAAAGCUUACAAGUAAACCAGAUAUGAAGAUGGCGACUAGAGUUGCAGUUUCCAUUAUUAAGUGAUUUCAAGACCACGAUGGAUCUACGAUAAGAUAGUUUAUUUACAACGGAAUCGUAUACAAAGUCAACAGAUCUCAAACAAUGCACGGAAUAGGAUUUAUGGCUACACAAACCAUUGAGGGUAGUUCCAGAUCUGGGCCAAGACGGACUAUUGUAGGCGAUUUAUUAAAACCAUUGAAUUCGGAAUAUGGUAAAGUAGCCCCUGGAUGGGGAACUACACCCCUUAU
This is a messenger RNA of Nymphaea colorata (pocket water lily), 4465 nucleotides long. Its product is annotated as photosystem II CP47 reaction center protein. Gene Ontology annotation, molecular function: chlorophyll binding. Gene Ontology annotation, biological process: photosynthesis; photosynthesis, light reaction; photosynthetic electron transport in photosystem II. NCBI's taxonomy places the organism in Eukaryota, Viridiplantae, Streptophyta, Magnoliopsida, Nymphaeales, Nymphaeaceae. Gene Ontology annotation, cellular component: membrane; photosystem II. The record is from RefSeq and is a predicted model, not a curated record. The transcript has a single exon. Bases 2250 to 3776 code for a protein of 508 amino acids.